This is a messenger RNA of Fusarium falciforme, 1458 nucleotides long. Its product is annotated as BHLH domain-containing protein. Gene Ontology annotation, molecular function: protein dimerization activity; DNA-binding transcription factor activity. The coding region runs from base 1 to 1458 and encodes 485 amino acids. The record is from RefSeq and is a predicted model, not a curated record. Gene Ontology annotation, biological process: positive regulation of transcription by RNA polymerase II. Lineage: Eukaryota; Fungi; Ascomycota; Sordariomycetes; Hypocreales; Nectriaceae. Gene Ontology annotation, cellular component: RNA polymerase II transcription regulator complex. The transcript has 3 exons.
AUGGAUGCCCAUAGCCAGCAACGCCCACCGGCUCCCAAGUCAGCUGGACUCACCAACAUCCUUAACAGCGAGCACGCAUCAGCUUCCGCUCCUAACGGCCCUCCGCAUAUGCGAGAUUCGGGCUUCUACUCGAAUGCAGACGCCUCCAGUAAGCACACAUCUGCAGCCUCUUUCAACGUCAACGGCCUGAGCCCAAGCGGCUCUGGCUAUCAAUCGUCAUCGCAAGACAAGACCCCGUCGCCGAUCGCCUCCAACAUGGUUCCUCAUGCGCUCGUAUCGCCCUCGACGACCAACAUGAGCGUCGCUGCCAUGGUAUCCCCCAGCACACCUGGCAACCUCGAUCCGCGUCGGGACCGGCCCACCUCGAUCGAGUCCAACGGAACUGGCCCUGUGAUGGGCGAGACGCUGGCUCCGGGAAUGAGCGGCCUGCGACGGGAAAGCGUGGAUAGCCGCAUUAACCAGGGCUUCAGUGACAUGCGACUUGGCAAUUCGCCCUAUACAUCCAACAACCCUUCGACCACAUCCAUCCAGAGUACCCUUCACACGCAGCGGAACCCGCAUCACCUUUCCGUUCAUCGCAUCUCAAACGGUUACCAGCCCAGCGCAGAGCGAAACCCCGAGCCCAAGACGAUCAAGACUGCACCCGCGAUUACUGGUCCCGCGACAGGGCACAUCGCCCGAGCGGCAGAGCCUACCAAAGGUCAGGCCUGGGCUUUCCCAGAGGAAGAAAUCCAACGUGUCGGCGCUCCCCAGUACAAUGAUUCAAGGCGUAGCAGCAUCACCGAGUCGGUCGCCAGCAGCCAAUUCACGACCGAGUCGCGCCUACCGCCCGGCCAGCGACGAUUGAAUGAGGGCGAGUUCUCACGCAUGUCCAACGCCUCGGAUUUCCUGCCAGUCCACCACCACUCGAUGCAGCACAAGCAACUGAGCGAUCUCCAAGCAGAGGAAGGCAAUGGACCCACCGGCUCCCAGCCCUACAGCAGAACCCCUGAGCUUAGAGUCAGCCACAAGCUGGCAGAACGAAAGAGGAGGACGGAAAUGAAGGAGCUGUUCGAUCAGCUCCGGGAUCUAAUGCCACAGGAGCGCGGCUCCAAAGCAUCCAAGUGGGAAAUCUUGACAAAGGCCAUCGCCGAGCACCAGAGACUCAACGAUCACAACCGACUUUUGCAGUCGCACUACAACACAGCAAUGGCAGACAACGAGAUUCUACGUCGAGAACUCAACGCUCUGCGGAUGGAGGGAGUGCAGCUACGGGGAGAUAUCAACUCAUCCUCGGGUCACCCUCCUCCACCACCACCUGCGGCACCUCACUCUGGACCGUAUCCUUCUGACCCCUACGCCAGUUCGACACGGCCGGAGCUGCCGCCUAUCCGUUCGCUCAACAACGGACCAGACUCGAUGACGGGCGUUCAGUACGAUACCCCCCGUGUCAACGGUUACCGCCAGGAGAGGUACUGA